CAAACAAUACAGCACAGGGACCAACCAACCACCACUAACUGCCUGCCAGCCACUAAGCACGCCGUGGGUCGGAGGAGGCCAAAAAGAGUAGAGCAACCCGGCAAAGCACCACCGGCAAGGGUCCAGCACGCCCCCCACCCAGCAAUCGCAAAAGAUAGAAGGGUGUUUUUCCCACGAAAUACUAUGCUGGGUAAGGGUUCUCCUGAGCAGCACCACCACAACAACAACAACCACCACCAAAGUCGCCUCACUACGAAGAACUCGCAAAACCCUCUGCUGGCUGAGCAGGGGGAACGGGAAACCCCAAUGCAGCAACAUCAUAAUCCUCAAAGCACAAACAAACAGCAGCCACCGCCACCGCAACAGCAAAAUCAGCAACAGCAAGUGCAGCAAUCACAGCAAAUCCCGCAACUACACCAGCAUCAGUUGUCGGCUGCCUCGCACCAACAGCACCAACAGCACGCGCACCAGCAACAUCCACAACAACUGCCAGGACAGCACCAACAACAGCAGCCGGCAAGGGGUUUUUUCGGUCGCCCGCCCGGGGCAGGGCAGUUCCUUCCCGGAGCGUCUGGUAUGCCUGCUCUAGACCAGUCAAAGUUCAGCAAUCCUUAUACCCAAAGCAAGCCACAUAACUUGGGUGCGGCAGGUCCAAUACCCAUGCUGGGAACGUCGGCACCUGGGAACUUGGGUGUUGGUGGGAACGCGAUCCACGCGAUGCAGCAACAGAGAGGAGGCCAAUUCGCCGGUGCUCCCACGGCGACGAACAAUGCAUAUGGCAAUGUCGAUUAUGCGCUGUUCAACCAGGCGGCGCUCUUUCAGCAACAGCAGCAGUUGAGAAUAAUGCAGCAGCAGCAACAGCAGGCACAAAUUGCGUCUCAACUGCAAGCAGCGCGACAAGGAGCGUCUUUCAAUCAGUUGCAGAACGAUCCGAAUAGGGCGAACAUCGUGGGAGGGCAAUUUUAUCCCGGAAUUGGACGCUCGCAAGCGCUGGUACCUCCCACUGGAGGAAGUUCGAACAUUCAAGCCCCAUCGUAUCCACCGAAUGCUUUUCCUGCGGGAUCGCGAAUUGUUGCCCAGCAACCACCUACAUCAAUCCCAAGCGGAUGGAACGUAAAUACCGCUUCACGAGGAGCGAUGGGUCAGUGGCCGGCUGGGGUCAGCAAUCUGGGUAAUGGCGCCUCUGGGCCUAGGGGGCAAGCAGAAACCACACCUGCAGCUAGCUAUGGGAUGCCAUCAGCAUCUAGCGCAGCGAUUGCGAAUUCUCAACCGUCAACGACGCCGCAAAUCCCGACCGCAGGCGUUUCCGUUGUUGUUCCUCACUUAGCCGCACCACCACAUAUACCGCAACCAGGGGCACAACAACAGCAUACACAACCGCAGUCUCGGCAAAUUCCUGCAGUCCAGCAGCAACAACCCGAUGCGCAAUACAAUACCAAUCAAAGAUACCCAAACCAGCUACCCCUGCCCCUACCGCCGCCUGAUAACCCGGUCGAUGGCGGCAUCAACGCAAAAAUGACGUGGACGACGUACCUGGCGGAACAAGCAAGGACGCAGCCUAUCCAGCUGAAACCACCGGCCCCAAAACGAGUGCGGAAAGACUCUGGUUCAUCUAUAACGCAUGGCAACCAACAUUCUGCAUCCGUGGAGGGAUCGCCUGCGCGGAGGUUGGCUUCUAUACCUCCUGCGGAGCCGAUGCCUCAAGGCGCAGCGGCCAACAGUUUUGAACCGCAGCAUCAGAGGCACCAACCUUCAAACAACACACAGGAUGGUCAGGAGAUGCCGGAAGAGAAGACGGUGGAGUUUCAACGGUAUCUGCAGUCAGUACAAGAGCAAAGCAAGCAGCUGCAGUCACACGUGCAGGACUCGCUGAGAGCGCGAUCGCGGGAAACUCCACCGCGGCCGCCUUCGCAACUCGCGUAUCAGGGUCAACCCGACCCGCACUUUCCACCAGGGGUUGACCCCCGUGCUAAUCAAACUUCAAAGACCCAGCAACAGCACGCGAAACCGCCUGGAAUGAUGGACGGCGCUCGAUAUGGUUCGAAUCCCCCGAUGUCAGAAGCGAUGGCUGCGCAGGACGCUUUGCGCUUCCAACGACCGGCUGGUCAAUGGGCGCCAGGGUGGCCAACCAGCGUGGCGGAUGGUAGUGGACAGACAAUGAGCCAGUCCCCUUCCGGGACGAGUCGACCGGAGCAGUUUCAGCGAAUGUCGGUACCGGUCUCGCAACAAAACAUGUAUGGGAUACCGCAGCAGCCGGUUUCAUACUCGCAACUUGGUCCAACGCAUGGAGGCGGAAACCACGUCGCACAUGCUGCCAACUCUGCUGCAGGUCAGCGACCACGGCCCGGGCCGCCCUCAUACGGUGCGGGGAGUCCGCUGAGUACAAACGCCCUUCCUUCAGGGAUGCAAAUGGCAGGCGGGCGACCUCCAACCAUCAGGCAAGCAGACGUGGACGCUUGGAUGGCCCGGUAUAAGCAGUAUAUGGACUACAUCAAACACCCACUUCAACGCAUACCCCACGUCGCGGGCAAACCGGUCGACAUGUACGCCCUCUUUCACACGGUGGUGGAAGGCGGUGGAUACGACCACAUCACGCACGACCGCAGAUGGAGGAUUAUUGCGGAGAGGCUGGGCUACGCAGGACAUUCGAAUGCACCGUCCUCGCUCAAGAAGAAUUACAUGAAUCUGUUGCAUGCGUAUGAGAAUGCGACGUAUCCGCAGUUGAGUCUGGAUAAGGCGGCUGGGAAGGUUCAGAUGCCGAGGAACUUGAAUACUGCUUUUAGUGAUAAAUCGGAUAUGUCUUCUUCGCCUCACCGCCCAGCGAUGCUGGGUGUACCUGGAACGCCAACCAAUCGGCUGCCGCCUUAUGCGGUCGCUCAACAAUCCAUGCAACCCCCCCACCCGCAACAACAUCGAAUGCAAUCUCAGAUGCAUCAGAUGGUCCCUAACCCGUCCGAAAUGCAGGCGCCUCCGCAGAGACAACAUCACAACUUCCCCAAUGUCGGUCCCGCGCACAUGUCUUCAGCUCAAUACCACCAGAGCAUGCAGGGUGGGAUAGACCUGGGGCAGCCAAUGCACAGGGACGGGAUGCAGCAGCCGUCGAAUAAUUUAUUGCAUCAGAAGCAGCACAGCAUCCCGGCUCCGGUGGUUGAGUUACCGCCAGAACCAGCGCCACCGCCACGAAAACCGGUUUUUGAACCGCAAGUGCGGAUAGUCGAGUCGUAUGGAGGGUUGGAUUUUAAGGGCGCGGUCCCCAACGUUCUUGCGCCUACGAAAGCGUUUUACGGUGGACAGGUCGACCUCCGCAGGCUGGAGAUGUCGCUGAGGAGUGGGAUUGAGCAUGAGAUUCGAUGGGCGCUGGAUUUAUUGCUGGUUGCGUCGAGCAAGAAAAGCGGGUUGAAGAUACCACUUCAGGACUGCCCUGAAUUAUUAUGGGUCAUCUGCCACUUGGUGACAUCGUGGAUGGAAAGCUGCGAGGUUCCCGAUUCACCGCAGGGCUACCGGUCUCUUGCCUCCACAAUCGGGCAGGAGCAUUUGCGAGUCGGCAAGCGAAAGAAACGGACGUUUGACGUCAUGGACGCAGAUGAGGAUCGUGCUUUGGUGGGGAGCAUGAUUUUGAGGAAUAUCAGUUUCGGCGAGGUCGGGUUGACGAUGGCUGGGGAUAAGAUCUUUUUGGAAACAUUGCAGAAGAUGCUCACCAUCCAAACUGGCGAAACGCGCGGCGCGUCGGCGGCGCUGGAGCACCGAAAGAACGCCUUGAUAAUCUUGUCGAACAUUGGUGGGCGGAUCAGUUUCCCGGUAGGCGAUUCGGUCCAGAUCAUUUUGGACGUGUUGUCUGACUUCUUGGACGAUCUGGACACGCCGUACGCCUUCCCUGCUCUCGAAGCCUUGGCGAAGGUCACAUUGACUUACCAGAACGCGGAUCUCGCCGCGGAGACGGAUUUGGAUAAACUAGCGCUUCUCUGCGAACGACUCUUGCUCGCAUUACCCACCGACGGCCUCAAGAUGGACGCCACUCCCGAAGACCUCGCGAGCUGGGAAAUGGCCAGCAUCGCACUGCACAAUCUCACCCAAUCCAAUGACUCCAUCAAACUCCGCCUCGUCCACAUCCCCGGUUUUAUCACCCUCAUGCUCCGUCUUUCCAUACCGCCUUCAUCAGACCUGCACCCUUCCCUCACACUACCACAAUCAACCCGCGGCGUCUCGCAAAUGGCUACAGCGAGCAUCAGCCAGCGGUGUAUGCGCACGCUGGCGGAGUUCAGCUCGGUGAGGGGAUGUCGACCUGCGUUGGCGAAGCAUGAACGGCUUUUUGUGGAGAUUGUGACGGAUGGGGUUGGCGAUGGGGAGGUUGAACGGUUGGCUAGUGAGGUUUUGUGGGGAUUGCAUGAGGAGUGAUGACAUGCGAAGGAGAGGGUGUUUGGAUGGGUGGUGCCGCCUAGUUAGGGGUCAUGGUGGUGACACACGCAUGCCUAGGAUAAGCCCUCCCCAGUCUGCAUGGACGCCGACCAACCCGCGCGGCAUGGGGAGGUAAUGGAAUCACCGUGCUGCUCAUCACGGGCGCACGUAUGGUCCGGGCAGAGAAGAGCUGGAUCACCGUCCUUGGGAGAAGGUUGAGGGUCUGGUUGCGAGUCGUAAUUUUGGCAUGUGUACAUACGAACAGGAUAUUGUUGUCUUUGGACGACGCACACGUUGAUGUUCCGAGUUCCCGUGCUGUUAUGUUUCUUGUGGGAGCACCUUGUCAGAUGUUUGCCGGUCUCAGUGCUUUUCUGAGAAUACUGUAUUACUGAAUACACACUAUGA
Molecule: messenger RNA, 4800 nt
Organism: Fimicolochytrium jonesii
Lineage: Eukaryota; Fungi; Chytridiomycota; Chytridiomycetes; Spizellomycetales; Powellomycetaceae
Exons: 3
Coding region: 184-4395 (1403 amino acids)
Molecular function (GO): DNA binding
Source: RefSeq, a predicted model, not a curated record